Molecule: messenger RNA, 3918 nt
Organism: Mauremys mutica (yellowpond turtle)
Lineage: Eukaryota; Metazoa; Chordata; Testudines; Geoemydidae
Gene: SURF4
Product: surfeit 4
Exons: 6
Coding region: 205-1014 (269 amino acids)
Biological process (GO): Golgi organization
Cellular component (GO): membrane; endoplasmic reticulum-Golgi intermediate compartment; endoplasmic reticulum
Source: RefSeq, a predicted model, not a curated record
CUGUUCCUUUAAGAGUUGGCCUACGUGGCAGACGCAGGAGACAGCAGCGGCUUUAGCAGCAGUAGAGAGGCACUUCCUGUGGAGGAGCUUGCAGCAGCAGCAGCAGCAGCACCGGCGGAGGCAGGGGUGUGCGAGCCCAGGCAGCAGGCAGACACCCAGCCUGGAGGAAUUCCCCACUGCAGCACCCACCCAGCAGCUGAGACCAUGGGCCAGAAUGACCUAAUGAGCACGGCUGAGGACUUUGCAGACCAGUUCCUGAGAGUGACGAAGCAGUACCUUCCCCACGUGGCCCGCCUGUGCCUGAUCAGCACCUUCCUGGAGGAUGGCAUCCGCAUGUGGUUCCAGUGGAGCGAGCAGAGGGAUUACAUUGAUGCCACGUGGAACUGUGGCUAUUUCCUGGCCUCCAUCUUUGUGUUCCUAAAUCUCUCCGGACAGCUGAGCGGCUGUAUCCUGGUGCUGAGUAGGAACUUUGUGCAGUAUGCCUGCUUCGGCUUGUUCGGAAUUAUAGCAUUACAGACCAUUGCUUACAGCAUUCUGUGGGAUCUGAAGUUCUUGAUGAGGAACCUGGCCCUUGGGGGAGGCUUGCUGCUGCUUUUGGCUGAGUCACGGUCAGAAGGGAAAAGCAUGUUUGCCGGUGUCCCCACCAUGCGGGAAAGCUCCCCCAAACAGUACAUGCAGCUGGGUGGACGUGUGCUGCUGGUCCUCAUGUUCAUGACACUGCUACAUUUUGAUGUUAGCUUCUUUUCUAUUCUCCAGAACAUCGUGGGCACAGCCCUGAUUAUCUUAGUGGCGAUUGGCUUUAAGACCAAGCUGGCUGCCUUGACUCUGGUCAUCUGGCUGUUUGCCAUCAACAUCUACUUUAAUGCCUUCUGGACCAUCCCGGCCUACAAGCCCAUGCAUGACUUCCUCAAGUACGACUUCUUCCAGACCAUGUCUGUCAUUGGAGGGCUUCUCCUGGUGGUAGCGCUGGGUCCUGGCGGCGUCUCCAUGGAUGAGAAGAAAAAAGAGUGGUAACAGGAGCAGUGUAGCUUCUCAGGACACAACAGCUUAGGUCCAGGACUGUUUCUCUACGGAUUCAACAAAAACUGCCAGCAUUUUAUGUGUACCUGCCCCUCCCAUACCUUCCCCUGUUAAAGGCACAGAUGUCUUGAGAAUUUAAUUUACAGUGGCACCAGUAAUCUGAUAAUAGAUGAUAAAUCCUACUUCGAGGAACAUUGCUUAGGUUUUUAUUUUUGUUGUUGUUUUUAACUUCCUAGAAUUGGAACUAACCCAAGGAAUCCACAUUUCAUUGAGUACUUCAGUAAUGGCUUUUAAAUUUAAAGUACAGUGAGCAGAUACACAGCAGUAUCAUUCAGUGUGCUGUUUGGUUAUUUUUUCUGUUUAACUCUUACAAGUGAAUUCCCCAUUCCCUUCAGAGAACUAAAAAUCCUCUGUGUAUAUAAAACCCAGCUGCUGGUUGGAGCAUUGUUUGUACAAUUGGAGAGUUACGCUAAGUGAAGACAUUGGUUUUAAAAAAUUACAGUGUUAUGUACCCAGGUCUGAGCAAGGGGAAGGUCCUUUCCACACCCCAAGACAGAGAGAGAGGGGCAAAGAGAAUGGCAGAAGCAGCUGCAUCCUUCUCUAGGUGAGGAAAGAGAGGGUUUUAUUUUCUGUAAUGAAAAUGGAAUGUCUCAUUUCUUUUCCUGAGCAGAACCAGGGGGUGGUGGUGAUAUAUUGGUGGAAAGAUUUCAGUAAGAUGUUGGGGGUGGGUUAGUGGGAAGGGUCUCAAGACAGACUUCAUUUUAAAAUGUAGUGUGCCAAAAUCAAUCCUUUUCAGCAUUUUCCACCCACCAACAAAGGGAAGCAAGCCAGAAAGUGAUUCCCAGAGACAGCUCCUUUCAGCAACCAAUCAGCAUUUAUCUAAAUGUGGCUCCAGGUUCUUUCAAUCUGAGCAGUAACUGGUGGAACUAAUAUUUGUGGAGCUGUGAAAGACCCUGUUCCUGGCACUGAAAGGCAGAAGCUCAAAUGCUGAGCAUUUCAUAAUGCAUGCAGGGUUCACAUCACCUCACCAGUGGGUUCAGAGCAGUGUCUGAUCUUCCAGCCCAGAGCACCCUUUGCUUUCUUGAUCCAUUUCUGCCAGUCUCUCUUGUAGAUGCAAAAUCUUUUCCCCGCACUGAGCAACAGCAGGUACAGAACUCUCAAGGGAAAGCACCUGCUCUGGCAUCCCAAUACCCACACUCAUGGGCUGGGGGAGAGAAUGCUUUCCUGAGCCAGUGCCAUUGUUCCUGUAUUAGACAGCAUACAAAAAUCAGUUGUGUGAUGCCUUACUGCACUGAAUCUCAGUCCUGUCUCUCAAAGGGCAUCUGCCUCAUUUUUGACAGUAGUAGCUAAGACUUCUAGUGAGUGGAAUAUACUCGGCAGUGUCUUAACAGCUGGGGGAGGUAACUUUUAUGCAUUCUUACCCCCUGCUGUGCAUUUCACUGAGAGGAAAUGAUUCUUUAGUUUAAGUAGGCUGAAGGGAAACAGGUCCCGACUUUGCCCCAUCAGUGUAACCUCUUUCACCUCACAUCCAUCCCUGCUGGGAAGGGGCAUUUCACCCUCUGCUAGUGGACUAAAUUGACGUUUUUGGUUUUUUUGUUGAUCUUACUGACUUGGAUUCUGAGACACUCACCUUGUGACCUUAACUAGCAGCUCAGCAGGCUAACUGCCCUGGUUUCCUGCAUCAAUGGCUCCUUUCAGCGUAGCUGCUUACAUCUCCACUUCGAAGAGCAGCCCAGCUCAGCAUCUCCAGCAGGCAGCCAGCUCCUGGGCUUCCCUCCCCAAGGAAUGCUGCUAAGCCCAUUGACCUGGACAGUGCAACUUAACAGUCUUGCCUUUACCCUGGAAAACAUGAUUCUCAGCAGCUGGUGCUAUAGAAACACCUCCAAGAAUGUUCAGCCAUUUACAUCAGUGUAAGGGAGAAUGGCCUCUGCAGUGAGAGCACUAGCACUGGAGAUAUUUCUUAAAUUCAUUUUAAAUCAUUUAAUAGUUACUCUGUGGCCUCCCCUGCCCCAAGCAGGUUUUGUAGGAGAGAGGUUUUUUUGCCUCAACUGCUCUUGCAGUGCCUGUGUCUUCAUUGUGCAGGAAACUAGACCUUUCAGCUUCCUCCUGACUUUCAAUACAUAAAGGAUAUGAGCGACUAGCACACUGCAGUUACUACGGGCAACUGUUUAGAAUACCCACACGCCCCUUAGCUGCAGCAAUAUUCUCUUCCAAACAUUCUAGCUGCUGUGGACAAUUCAAGUAUUUAUAAGUUAAUAGGUAGAAACAGGUCUUGUAACUACCCCUUAAUUAGCUUCCUUAUAGCUGAUCCCGUCAUUCUGCCCAGCUAGGGAGCUUGAUCACUUUGGAUGAGGGAUUAUUUAAUAUUCCAGACACUGAUACAUGAAAUUCCUCUCUCCUGGAGAGGCUGCCUGCAGCCCCAUAGGAAGUUCAGGCAUCACAAAAUGGAUGUUCCCCUUUAGGAAAGGUAAACGUCACUAGCCUUUGCAGCAGGGCUCUUGCAAGUAUAGUACAUCAUCAGCAUUAAGGAGAGGGCUUGUUUUUUAAAUACACUGCUCUCCUCCCAACAGCACGCUACCCAAACUGUGACUUUUUAGCCAAUGUGUCCUUUGCAGGAAGGCUAGCUGCAUCUCACGUGCACUGCUGUACUACAUAUCUUCCAGAACUGAUGCAGUGACUUCUCUAACGGUUGGAAUGCUCUCUUGAAGGCUGGAUGGAAUCUACCAAUUGGCUUUGCAAAGUGUUCUGAAUUUUUUUUUUUUUUUUUUUGCUUUGUGGAAAAAGAAAUAGGUAUAAAUUCUCAUUUUAUGCUGUAUUUUGUAUCUUAGUUGUGUUUUGAAAAUGUUUUGAUUUUUGGAAACCAUCAAAAUAAAACUAUGGCAUCUUUGUUGUAUCCAG